This is a messenger RNA of Mytilus trossulus (common blue mussel), 4365 nucleotides long. RefSeq names its product toll-like receptor 13. Gene Ontology annotation, cellular component: plasma membrane. The coding region runs from base 79 to 3687 and encodes 1202 amino acids. Gene Ontology annotation, molecular function: protein binding; transmembrane signaling receptor activity. Lineage: Eukaryota; Metazoa; Mollusca; Bivalvia; Mytilida; Mytilidae. The transcript is spliced from 2 exons. Gene Ontology annotation, biological process: inflammatory response; toll-like receptor signaling pathway; immune response. The record is from RefSeq and is a predicted model, not a curated record.
GAUAACGUAAAAUUAUUGGCUGACACAAUUGUUCUCUCGGGGAAUGAUAUCGUUCGUAUUCCAAACUUUUGUGAUACAAUGAACAAAAGCAAAGUUCCGAUGCUUCGAAUUCUGAUUUUGGACGGCAAUGCUUUACCUUAUUUAUAUCCAAAAUGUUUCAAGUGUUUGCCAGCAUUGCAAAGCAUAAAUCUAGAUGCAAAUAGGUUAACCGUUUUAAGGAAUAAUACCUUUUCAGAACUACCUCAAUUAAAAAAAGUUUUCUUUCGACAUAACUAUCAGCUGAAAACAAUAGAGCCUACGGCUUUCAACAGCACGUCGUUAAUCAGUAUAUAUUUUGGAAACAACAAUUUUCGAUUUGACAGGACUAAUAACAAGUACACUAGGUUUAAUGCAGAACAUAUAUUUAAACACUCGCCAUCAUUACAAAUUUUAGAUUUAACGAAUAACUAUCUGCCGUCUGAAAAAACUACACUUGGUCUGAUGUUUGCCCACUUGGAUGAGAUGACAUAUUUGAUGUUACAAGCGGUAGGUUUGAAGGAACUUCAUCCUAGCUUUUUUCGAAAUUUGACAUCAUUAGAGAAAUUAAAUCUUGAAGGAAAUUUCAUAAAUUCUUGGGCUCCAGAAACUUUUGCUAGUUUGCGUAGCAUACAGUAUAUAAACUUAAGAAAUAAUUUGAUACAUGUACUGAACAAAUCGUCUUUAACUGAAAAUAUUUUGAACCAGCUAGAACAAUUGAAUCUUGCAAAGAAUCCGUUUACUUGUACAUGUGACCUCAUGUGGUUCCGAAACUGGAUUCGAACAACAAAAGUAGACUUGGGCUCAAAUUUUCCACGAGCGUACACGUGUAAUUUUCCUGCUGAAAUGCGAGGUCGAUUAGUUAUUAAAUACAAUCCAACCACAGAGAGUUGCGAACAAUCUGAUCCGUUUAAAGUAGUCGCAAUAAUUUUGUCUUCAUUUGCAUUUUUAGUGAUAAUUGUAAUUUUAUUAGUUUACAAGGGUCAUACCUAUAUAAGGAACUACUGCUAUAUUAUCAGAUUGCAUAGACUUCGAAAACAGGGAUAUUUACGUCUAAACAAUAGGAAUGAUUUCGAAUUCCAUGCGUUUGUAGUCUACUGCGAUGCUGAUAGGGAAUGGGUUCAUAAUGAAUUCAUCAAACGCAUGGAAAAUGAACAAAUUAAGUUAUGUGUUCACCACCGUGAAUUUGAACCUGGAGUCCCAAUUACAGAAAAUAUAGACAAAUAUAUGAACAAAUCGUGGAAAGUUGUGAUCAUUAUGAGUAAUGAUUUUGCUAGUAGCGAUUGGUGCCAAUGGGAAUGUGAUUAUGUUCAAGAAAGAAGACGCCGGCAAGGAAAAGAUGCAUGCGUUCUGAUCAUGCUGAAGGCGAUUGAUGCGUAUCACAUGACCAGUGGUAUAAGGUCCUUGUUACAUACAACACCGUAUCUACGCUACAAGAAAGGCAUAGGGGAAGCUUUGUUUUGGCAGGCAGUGCUGAAUACUCUUAGAAGACCACUAAGUGUGCCACCCAUGAUUGUUACCAUGAUGAUGCAUAUUAAUUUGAUGUGUUUGUUUGGAUGGGGUCUGCAAAUAGUGAAAACACGUAUUAACACAACAAACGAAUAUUGUUUUAAAUCAUAUUGCACGUAUAACGAGACAGAGAAAAGCGCGACCUGUACAGGACUUGACUAUGUUCCACACGUCCCAAGAAAUGUUGAAAAAUUAGAAUUAAGCCAUAACAAUUUUAGUGAUGUCAAUAUUUCGAGAUGGUUUUUAUCAAAUAUUACCGGAAUUAAUAUCAAAGAGAUCAAAUUGAUCGGAAAUUCCAUAAAAGUUGUUGAAAGUGACGUCUUUGUAGAUUUUGUUUCUUUGACAACACUGACAAUUUCAGAUGAAAAACAGUUAAAUGUAACUAGUCUGUGUAAUGCAUUAAUCUUCGUAAAUACAACUCGUCUCAAGCGAAUUCAUUUGUAUAAAAACUAUUGGAAUUACAUUCCUUUUGAUGUUUUUGAGGCAAUCAGCCUCAGACAAGUGACAUCCAUAUCGCUUGAAAACAAUCAGCUUGCUACCUUCAAGAUCCCUGAUUGGUAUACGGAAUUAAGAAACCUAAAAACAAUCAAUCUAUCAGAUAAUAAUAUCAUACAUUUAAAUCUUUACGAUAAUGUGACAUUAUUGGUUGAACAACUUGAUCUCUCAAGGAAUGAUUUUGUUCGCAUUCCAACUUUUUGUAAUAAAAUGAAAAGAAGCCAAGUUCCGAAGCUUAGAAGUCUGAUUUUGAACGGUAAUGCUAUACGUUAUUUAUACCCAAAAUGUUUCAGCUGCAUGCCAUCACUGCAGAACAUAAGUCUACAUGCCAAUAGAUUAACGAUUUUGAGGAAUAAUACCUUUUCAGACGUACCUCAAUUAAAACAUGUCUUCUUUCAAUUUAAUUAUCAGCUAAAAACGAUACAGCCUAUGGCUUUCAACAGCACGUCGUUAAUCAGUAUACAUUUUGGAUACAACAAUUUUCGAUUCGACAAGACCAAUAACAAAAACGCCAGGUUUAAUGCAGAUCAAAUAUUUAAACACACGCCGUCAUUACAAUUUUUAGAUUUAACGAAUAACUAUCUGCCGUCUGACAAAACUACACUAGGUUUGAUGUUUGCUCAUUUGGAUGAGAUGAAAUAUUUGAUUUUACAAGCAGUAUGUUUGACAGAAAUUCAUCCGAACCUUUUUAGAAAUUUGACAUCCUUAGAGAAAAUAAUUCUUCAGGGAAAUUUUAUAAGUUCUUGGGCGCCAGAAACUUUUGAUAAUAUGCGCAGCAUAAAGUAUAUAAACUUAAGAAAUAAUUUGAUACAUACACUGAACAAAUCAUCUUUGUCUGAAAACAUUUUAUACCAACUAGAAAAAUUGGACCUUGCAAAGAACCCAUUUACCUGCACAUGUGACCUUAUGUGGUUCCGAAACUGGGUUCGAACAACAGAAGUAAACUUGUCUUUGACUUUUCCAAAAGAGUACAUAUGUAAUUUUCCAGCUGAAAUGCGUGGUCGUUUACUUAUUGAAUACAAUCCAACGCCAGAGAGUUGUGAACCAACUAAUCCGUUUAUAGUAAUCGCAACAAUUUUGUCAACAUUUACAUUUGUGGUGAUAGUUGUAAUAUUACUAGCUUACAAGGGUCACACCUAUAUAAGGAACUGUUGCUAUAUAUUGAGAUUGCAUAGACUUCGAAAACAGGGAUAUUUACGUCUAAACAAUAGUGAUGAUUUUGAAUUCCAUGCGUUUGUGGUGUAUUGCGAUGCUGAUAGGGAAUGGGUUCAUAGUGAGUUCAUCAAACGCAUGGAACAUGAACAAAUUAAGUUAUGUGUUCACCACCGUGAAUUUGAUCCGGGAGUCCCAAUUACAGAAAAUAUAGACAGGUAUAUGAACAAAUCGUGGAAAGUUGUGAUCAUUAUGAGUAAUGAUUUUGCUAGUAGUGAUUGGUGCCAAUGGGAAUGUGAUUAUGUUCAAGAAAGAAGACGUCGACAAGGAAAAGAUGCAUGUGUUCUAAUCAUGCUGAAGGCGAUUGAUGCGUAUCACAUGACCAGUGGUAUAAGGUCCUUGGUACAUACAACACCGUACCUACGCUACAAGAAAGGUAUAGGGGAAGCUUUGUUUUGGCAGGCAGUACUAAAUACUCUUAGAAAACCACUAAGUGUGCCACCCAUGGCCAUCUAAUAUGUGGAUUUGAAAUUAUGAUUCCUAGUUUUCCGAUUAUUUUGGUAAUUGUCAUUUCCUUGAAUUUGAUGUUCCUUGACUCCUUAAAGAGGUGUACUUUUUCUAAAUUAUUGGACAUCCGCAUGUUUUCAGUGACAUCACUGAUUCUAACGAACUUAAUACUUUUUUUUGUCAAAUUUUUUUCAGGGGGGAAUAUCAUAAAUUUCUCAAAAGGUAUAACAGAUUUAAAUACAAAUACAGGGUCUUUAUUGUGAAAGUAUGAUUUCACAUUGUUCAUGAUUUAAAUUGAAUUGGAAUAAAGUAUUUUAAAGGAGAAUUCAAUAUAAACUUUAGCUGAAACGUUUUCAUUACUUUGUUUGAAAACAGUGAUAAAUAAAAUGUAUGCAUUUUAUACAUUUUUUUUGUUUGUUCAAUCAUUAAUGAACGUAAUAUAUUUAUAUUUGGUGAAAGGGACAGUAGCUACGAGUUACAUAAAAAAUAUCAUUAGGUUUUGUUUGUUCAAUCAUUAAUGAAAGUGAAACAGUGAAACAAUCAUACGCUGGUAGCAGUCAGUAUGGUUAAAUUAUGUCAAAAUAAGCUAAGAAACUUAGAUGAUGAAUUAUUCACUUGCAAAUUUAUAUUUUUUAUAGAUACUUACUUACUUUUUUAUGCUUAUUAUAAUAGAAAAUACAGAAGACA